Molecule: messenger RNA, 859 nt
Organism: Culex pipiens pallens (northern house mosquito)
Lineage: Eukaryota; Metazoa; Arthropoda; Insecta; Diptera; Culicidae
Gene: ODA-Dnal1
Product: dynein axonemal light chain 1
Exons: 3
Coding region: 57-617 (186 amino acids)
Cellular component (GO): cytoplasm
Molecular function (GO): protein kinase binding
Source: RefSeq, a predicted model, not a curated record
CGAAUUUAGUAGGUAACACAAAGUAGUCCUGUUUUUGCAGUCCCAAGUGUCAAACGAUGUCUCGUCCGACCACCAUCAAGGAAGCGCUUAGCCGCUGGUCCACAGAAAACGAAGGAAAAGAUCCAACCCAGGCCAAAGAUAUUCAGCUUCAGUUUCAGUGGCCUCCGGUUGAAAAGAUGGACGGAACACUAUCCACGCUGGUCGAGUGCGAGAAAUUGAGCCUUUCCUCGAACAUGAUUGACAAGGUAAUCGGCCUAAGUGGCAUGAAGAACCUCCGCGUCCUAUCACUGGCCCGAAACUACAUCAAAUCGCUCAACGGAAUCGAAUCCGUCGGAGAAACGCUCGAGGAGCUCUGGGUGAGCUACAAUCUCAUCGACAAGCUGAAGGGCGUCGAAAGUUUGAAGCGACUCAAGGUGCUCUACAUCGGGAACAACUCCAUCCGGGAGUGGGGCGAGUUUAACAAACUGCAAGCCGUCACCACGCUGGAGGACCUGCUGUUCGCCGGAAAUCCCCUCGUCGAGAGCAUCGACGAGGCUGCCUACGUGCGGGAGGUCCAGAAGAGGCUGCCGACGCUCAGGAAGCUGGACGGGGAGAACAUGCUGACGGAGGAAGAUUGAAGAGGGUUCUGGGUCCAAUAUUUGUAGAUACUCUUCCCGGAAAAGCUUGGCCACUUUAAAUCUGUUACACAAACAACGUGAAAUCCACACGAUUUCGGUUGGAUGAUGAUGAUGAUGAUGAUGCAGAUGAGUUGUAUCAAAUUUAUUUCACUCAACCGGACCGGAUUCGUCCCUUUUGUGGCUGUUUCUCACGAACACGAAUGCAAACCGCCAUAAAUCUGGAGCUCCAGAAUUUUCAUUUU